Molecule: messenger RNA, 3110 nt
Organism: Diceros bicornis minor
Lineage: Eukaryota; Metazoa; Chordata; Mammalia; Perissodactyla; Rhinocerotidae
Gene: SPSB1
Product: splA/ryanodine receptor domain and SOCS box containing 1
Exons: 3
Coding region: 365-1186 (273 amino acids)
Biological process (GO): proteasome-mediated ubiquitin-dependent protein catabolic process
Cellular component (GO): SCF ubiquitin ligase complex
Molecular function (GO): protein binding
Source: RefSeq, a predicted model, not a curated record
CGUUUUUCACUUUAAAGCCUUGGGCUGCUUUUUCUUCUUUGCACAGAAGUCGCGCUCGGGCAGCCCGCGCGCUCGCACAGGAACCAGGCUCCAGGCGCUGGCGCCGGGGCCGCGGGGAGGAGGCGACUUCGCUCCCUGCGGCAGGCGCGGCCCGAGCGCCCCGAGCCUCCGGGGCCCCGAGAGCGGGCGGCGGCGGCGGCGGCCUCCCCGGCGCGGCGAUACUGACCGCUCCAGUGCUUGUAGAGGUCGCCCGGCAGCUGUCCCUCGGAGUUCUGUCUGGGCCGGAUUGGAAAACUGGAGACGAGGCCCCGCGAUUGAUGAGUUUGCCUUGGGAGUCAGCGGCAAAGUGAAACUAACAACGAACAUGGGUCAGAAGGUCACCGGAGGGAUCAAGACCGUGGACAUGAGGGACCCCACGUACCGGCCCUUGAAGCAGGAGCUCCAGGGUCUGGACUAUUGCAAGCCCACCCGCCUGGACCUGCUGCUGGACAUGCCCCCCGUGUCCUACGACGUCCAGCUGCUCCACUCCUGGAACAACAACGACCGCUCGCUCAACGUCUUCGUGAAAGAGGACGACAAGCUGAUCUUUCACCGGCAUCCGGUGGCCCAGAGCACAGACGCCAUCAGGGGCAAGGUCGGGUACACGCGUGGGCUGCACGUGUGGCAGAUCACGUGGGCCAUGAGACAGCGGGGCACGCACGCUGUGGUGGGGGUGGCGACGGCAGACGCCCCUCUGCACUCCGUCGGGUACACGACCCUCGUGGGAAAUAACCACGAGUCCUGGGGCUGGGACUUGGGGCGCAACCGGCUCUACCAUGAUGGCAAAAAUCAGCCGAGCAAAACGUACCCAGCCUUCCUGGAGCCAGACGAGACGUUCAUUGUCCCUGACUCCUUCCUGGUGGCCCUAGACAUGGACGACGGGACGCUGAGCUUCAUUGUGGAUGGACAGUACAUGGGAGUGGCUUUUCGGGGACUCAAGGGCAAAAAACUGUAUCCUGUAGUGAGUGCCGUCUGGGGCCACUGUGAGAUCCGCAUGCGGUACUUGAACGGACUAGACCCCGAGCCGCUGCCGCUCAUGGAUCUCUGCCGCCGCUCGGUGCGCCUGGCCCUGGGGAAGGAGCGUCUGGGCGAGAUCCACGCACUGCCACUGCCCGCCUCCCUCAAGGCCUACCUCCUCUACCAGUGACCCUCACCAUAGGAUCACCAGCACGACAGCCACCUGGUGCCAGCUCACCGAGCCGCCGCCACCACGCCCUGCGCCUUGGAUGGGCGUCCGCGUCCGUGGGAGGAAGUCCCCGCUCUUCCUCUGCAUCCUCCAGGCUGCCCCUGCCGGACACGAACAGCUCUCGACACAGGCUCCUCUGUUCCUCUUCCCGACAUUGGUGGAAGUCCCCUGCGUGCCGAAUCACAGCCCCUCCUUGGAAAAAGACCCAUGGAACAAACUCCCAGGAAGCCCUACACUGAGCUGCCAGAGCUCUCAGGGUGGCAUGGGGUGCUCCUCCACACACCGGGUCCCAAGGGGACGGGGCCAGCACCGAGAGGAGACCCCGGAGGUGCUAAGAGGUGCUUAGAUGAGUGCUGGGGCCCAGGCCAGCGGGGCGUGCUCUGGCAGACGAAGCUCAGGACGUCAGAGACUCAGCCGGACACCGAGGCAGAAACCAAAAUUGGACCUUCCACAGGCACAUGAGCACCCGGCGUCAGUACCGGCUGUCGGUGCCCCCGUCCCCUGUAUUUAUUCUUUUAACAAUAACAAAAGCCAUUUAUUUAUUCCAUUUAGAAAGGAAACCUUGUUUCGGUCACCUCUCUCUGUUGCUUUUCUUCCACCUGCCCCUCCCCGGGAUGUGUGUGCCUCACCUGUCCUUUUUGCUGGCCAGGUCUGUGGUGUGGCCCCACGUGGCACAGGGUGUCUUUGUUUGGGUCCCUUGACCUACAGUUUCCAGGGGGCUCUGCUCCGAGUUCCCGAGCAGGCCCCUCAGGGAGCAGUCGCCUCACGUGCAAUAUGAAAGUCUUGGGGGACCCAUCUGCACGGUCUGUGGCAGCUCCCCGUGUCUCUCCAGGCAGCCACUCACACCUGGGCUCAUACAUCUUUGCACGUGGUCUUAUUUCUUUAGCCUUCUAUGGGUUUUUGGUGUGGGUUUGCUUUUGCUUUCCUAGCUGAGGUUUUCCACGUGCAUCCUCAGAAGCUCUGGCUUCCCAGAGGACCACUCGAACCAAGAGGGAGGAUGAGUGGGUCUCCUUCCCCUGAGAAGCCAGGGUCAGGGCGGGGUGGGGGAGACCAGGGCAGAGUGGAGCCUCACAGAAGCCAGUGCAGGUCUCUGCUGAGUGCCCCUGUCUGGGCUCUGGGCCAAAGUGGAGCAGCCCCCAGUUCAUCACAACACCCCAGAGCCAGAGGGGCAGGGUGGGGCGGGAGGGGGCAGCCAGCAGGAGAGGGACACCCCCUCCCUCCCACAACUCCCCCACGUAGCAGACCCCAGCACCCUGCCACCGCACUCGCCAUUUCCUUUGUCUUGAAGUCAGCUCUCCUAGAAUCUAACUUCUGUUCAUUUCUGUACAGGUACAAUAGAUGACUUUAUUUGUUUAAAAUGUUUAAUAUAUAUACAUAUAUAUUUGUCCGUAAGAAUUAUGUUUUGAACAGCUGCUGUAGGGUACCUUGUCAAAAAAAAAAAAAGUCUUCCAGUGGAGUAUAUUUUUUAAACACAAAAUUGGUGCCAAGACUGGGUGAGGAACGUAAAUUACCCCCUCAUUAAUUGGAGGUUCUUUUUCAGGGGGGAACCUUACCUGUAAGACUUGUAAAGAUUUCCCUCGCUCCUGCAUCAGGGUGGGUCAUGUUCUGAUGAAUGUUGCACACGAGUCUCCCUCACACAGAUCCCAGCCUGACCGCCUUGAGCCAGCCGUCUCCCAUGGACGCUGGAUGAAUCGCCUGGCUCUCUGUCAUCUCUCUGCACCUCCCACCCUCCAGCUCCCCAAACCUCGACCCCACUCUUCUUUCAGCCCAGAGCCCUGUGGCCUGUACAGUUUUGAAACUCCCAUUCUAUUUUAUGAUGGUUGAUAAUAGUAACCUAAUAAAGGAAAGUUUAUCAAAAUACAAAGCCACUUUUGGGACCCUUUUU